AUGAUACUCUCAAGCAACGAGAAACGUGCGCUGCUAAGGCAGCAAUGCCGGGAAGCACUGGCAGCUCAUAUUCAAGAGCGAUUAGGCCUUACUGUCGCACCGGGUCGGGUCCGAUUACAGCCCUCCGCAGCAGACGGCUAUGCAUGGUCGGUGUCAAAGUCUCAAGAAUACUUGUUGAAAUCAAAUUUGAGUAAUGGGACGGUCGGCUUGUACCAGGCGAUCCGUGAUGCACUCGGGUGCUCGAUCGAAGCUGUUAGUCCCCAGAUGUUGCGGGAGUCUGAUGCAGGCUCCGAUAAAAAUAUGAGCGACGAGGUGAGCCACCAAUGUUUGCUGGGUUUCCCAAAUGCUGAAGACCCCAAGCGGCCAAGUUCAUUGAAGCUUUCUAAGCCAUUCGGAACGGCUUCCGAGAGUGAUUCUUUCACGGCCACUAUUCGACGACUGGAAGACGCAAACCAGGUACUUACUGCCGAACUUGAACGCGGCCAAAUAUAUUCAAAGGAAUUACUUGAGGAAAGGCGACAGUGGGAGGCAAAGUAUCGCGGAAUUUAUGAGGAAUUCGACAAUAGCAAGUCCUUGGUGAAACAGCUGCAGAAAGACCUGAAUUUUGCGCACAUGGGGAUUGCAAAAGCUAUGGAGACAUUAAAGAACUACCAGCUUCCAGAAAAUAAGGAAUCGUGCGCACAAGAGGAUGCUUCAAUUUUACCAUAG
Penicillium soppii is the source of this 708-nucleotide messenger RNA. RefSeq lists its product as uncharacterized. NCBI's taxonomy places the organism in Eukaryota, Fungi, Ascomycota, Eurotiomycetes, Eurotiales, Aspergillaceae. The transcript is spliced from 2 exons. Bases 1 to 708 code for a protein of 235 amino acids. The record is from RefSeq and is a predicted model, not a curated record.